Molecule: messenger RNA, 1872 nt
Organism: Brienomyrus brachyistius
Lineage: Eukaryota; Metazoa; Chordata; Actinopteri; Osteoglossiformes; Mormyridae
Product: N-acetyllactosaminide alpha-1,3-galactosyltransferase-like
Exons: 9
Coding region: 373-1425 (350 amino acids)
Biological process (GO): carbohydrate metabolic process
Cellular component (GO): Golgi apparatus; vesicle; membrane
Molecular function (GO): hexosyltransferase activity
Source: RefSeq, a predicted model, not a curated record
AGGCAGGGCAUGACCAAGCCUACCUGAACGCACGUUGUUUUUAUGAGGUACUUUUCAAGGUUUAUGAGGUACUAUUACUCCUUGUUGGACUAGCAUUUCAGAUCUAUUUGAAUCUGUGGGUUAUGGUAUAGCACUGUGAGAAAGCUUGACUUUAAGACCCGCCCUGACCUUCUAUACCUACGCUUGAGAUUCAUUAUAACGUGGGACACGAAGGCGGAACGGAAAGCAGUUUUUCCUCUCCUGCGUUAGAACAUUUUAUAUAAAUACAACGUGUGCAAGUUGGAGAGGGAAAGAAUUACAAAUUGGUCCCUUUCGUCUUCAUACGUCAUCGUGAAUGAAGCUGCAUCAUCUGAAUGCAGCCCAGGCGUCAGAAUGCGGGACUGUUCUGCCCUAAGCAAAUUUGUCAGAUCCUACUUGAAGCAGGCAAGCAGGGUCAAGGUCAAAAUAUGUUUCGCUUUGUGUGCAGCCGUGGUGACUGUUAUGAUUUUUUUCAGUCUCUGUGCUAUACGGGUUUUUCAAGAACUGUAUGCCAUGGGGAAAUGCCCAUUAAACUACAAUGAGAAGUUAAAGUCUCAGAAUGAGUUGGACAGCUCGCUGGAUCUCUGGUCCAGAGUAGAUGUUCAGACAUGCACAACGUGGGGAGCACCAAUUAUGUGGGAGGGGACUUUUGAUCCCGGAGUUUUCGACCGAUACCACAUAGAGAAGCGCACGUCUGUGGCACUGACUGUGUUCGCUAUUGGAAGAUAUUUGGAAGUUUACCUCAAGGAAUUCCUUAAAUCUGCUGAGCAGUACUUCAUGGUAGGGUUACCAGUGACAUACUACAUCUUCACAGACAUCCCAGAAUUUGUACCUAAGGUUAUGCUUAUGACGGAGCGGCACAUGAAGGUCAUUCAGGUCAAAAGGCAGAAACGCUGGCAGGACAUCUCCAUGCUGCGCAUGAAGACCAUUGCGGACUUCAUUGAGUCGCACAUCCAGCACUGGCACCAGUACAUCUUCUGUUUCGACGUGGAUCAGGUCUUCGUGGGUCGCUUCGGCUCGGAAGCUCUCGGAGAAACAGUGGGCCUGUUGCAUGCAUUUUACUACCGCAGUCAUGUCAAGGACUAUACCUAUGACCGGAACCCUGAAUCGGCAGCGUACAUGCUGACUGGGGACUUCUACUACCAUGCGGCCAUCUUUGGGGGAACGUGGCAAGGGGUGAAGAACAUAACCGAGUUCUGCCAUCAGGGCAUCAUGGAGGACAAAGAGAAAAACAUUGAGGCCUUGUGGCAUGACGAGAGUCACCUGAACAAGUACUUCUGGCUCCACAAGCCCAGCAAAGUGCUUUCCCCAGAGUACUGCUGGUCCACAAUCAUUGGGUUCCGCUUUGACAUCCGAGUUCAUCGUCUUCUUUGGGCAACAAAGUUCUACGACAUACUUAGAACUUAAGCAAAACCCCGAGCUAAGGACAAGAGAGUAUAACUAUUUGUAUUUCUUUGCAUACUGAACUUUUCGUGAGAUCUUGGUUUCAUAAUCUUGCAGAUUGUACCUUUAUGGUGUCCUAUCGUAGUGCUGUGCCUGCCACUUAGUCAUGGCGUUCUGAUCCACACUGCACUACUGUCUGCAUCACCUUGAGCCAAGAUAUGUUCUGUGUGAAACACUGCUCAAAACCUGCAUGUAUCAGCCGUUCACCAUUUUCCAUAGACCUUAAAUGUGAUUUGCACAGUAUACUUUGUUUACAUGACGAGAAUCUCUCCAGUCUGGCACUGUAUUUAAUAACAGGAGAGGCAUCUCCUGAAGGGGGCAGGAAUUAAAUGUGUCAGUUUAAAUGAUGAAAAUGGAUGUCUGAUUUAUGUAUUGUGAAUGUAUGGUUUCCAGUAAAAUUCAGUAAAAGUA